This is a messenger RNA of Coprinopsis cinerea okayama7#130, 1785 nucleotides long. RefSeq names its product DnaJ domain-containing protein. Bases 1 to 1785 code for a protein of 594 amino acids. Gene Ontology annotation, molecular function: protein binding. The transcript is spliced from 7 exons. NCBI's taxonomy places the organism in Eukaryota, Fungi, Basidiomycota, Agaricomycetes, Agaricales, Psathyrellaceae. The record is from RefSeq and is a predicted model, not a curated record.
AUGGCGAAAAAGAAAUCGGGCGGUGCUAAAAAGGGUGCUGCUGGUAGUGCCGGCGGGAGCACGAGCCCCGGUGCUGGGGCAGCACGUUCAGCUACACCCGGACCUGCAUCUGACAAUCCUCCAGCUGGCGAUUCCUCCCGGGCAACCUCGAGCCAAGCAAGCGAGCCACCAUCGAGUCCAACACCGUCGUCCACCCCGGCCCCGUCCAAACCCCAAGACCCAAUUAAGGCCGCAGAAAAGGUCAAAGAAGAGGGCAACGUCAAGUUCAAAGCUAAGAAUUACGAUGAUGCGGUGGAUCUGUAUAGCGAGGCUAUCGACCUAAACCCGCAAGAACCGUCCUACUGGACGAACCGGGCAGCCGCCUACAUGGCCUUGAAGCGCUUCCGCCCCGCGCUCGCAGACUGCCAACAAGCCCUCUCCAUCCUCUCCCCCUCCUCCACACCCUCCUCCACCCCCGCCUCGCCCUCCACAACCACCACCCCCGCGCUCGUCAAAACCCUCUUCCGGCUCGCGCGCUGCCAAUUCGGCUUGGGCGAAAGCACCGCGGCGCUCUCGACGCUCUCCCGCCUCUUCGCGCUCGAACCCAGCAACGCCGCUGCGAUCCAGCUCAAGCACAAGAUCGAGGCUCUGCAGGGGCACGUGAAGAACUUUGAGCAGGCGAAGGGGAAGAAGGAGUGGGGUAUGGCGCGGUUGUCGUUGGAUAAGUGUUUGCAGGCGAUUGAGGCGGAGGGUGGGGAGGUUCCUGGGGAGUGGAGGGUUUGGAGGGUCGAGUUGGAGUUGGCGAGAGGGAGUUGGGAUGCUGCUGGGAUUGCUGCCAAUGAUGCACUCCGGUUGUCGCCCAACUCGCCUGAAGCCCUCACCCUGCGCGGAUUGGUCCUCUUCUUGACAGGAAGGCUGUCCUCGUCGCUUACGCACCUCCAGAACGCGCUCCGGUUGGAUCCUGGACACGAGAAAGCCCAGAAGCUGCGGAAGCGGGUGAAGGAUGUGGAUCGCUUGAAGGAAGAAGGGAACGUUUUCUUCAAGAGGGGCGGGCUUGUGGAGGCUGUUGAGCGGUACACUGAAGCUCUGGAGAAAAUCGGUCAAAGUGAGGAAGAAGGACAUGGUGGACAGAUACGUGCGACGCUAUUGUCGAACCGGGCCACGACGCUUCUCAAGGUGCAAUCUACUCUCCCUGAUUUUCUAAACCGCAACGAAGAAGCCCUCGCCGACACGGACGAAUCCCUCAAACUCUUCCCUCACUCCUUCAAAGCCCUGCGCACACGCGCCCGGCUCAACCUCAACCUCGAAAACUACGACGCCUCGAUCGCCGAUUUCAAAUCCGCCAUCCAAGAAGCGUCGAACGAGGGCAGUGCGACUGAAGCGGACGUGAGAGCGUUGAAGAGCGAGUUGAAGAAGGCUGAGGCGGCGUUGAAGAGGAGUAAAACGAAGGAUUAUUAUAAGAUUUUGGGUGUUUCGAGGGAUUGUACGGAGGUUGAGAUUAAGAAGGCGUAUAGGAGGGAGAGUUUGAAGCAUCAUCCUGAUAAGGGAGGAGACGAAGAGAAAUUCAAACUCGUCGUCGAGGCUCACGCCGUACUCUCCGACCCACAAAAACGCCGUAUGUACGAUAUGGGCGAGGAUGUGGAUGGGUCGAGUGCGAGUGAUGGGAUGGGUGGUAUGGGUGGUAUGGGCGGGAUGUCGCAUGUGGAUUUGGCGGAGCUGUUUGCGCAGUUCCAUGGGAGUCCGUUUGGGGGUGGUGGGUUUGGUGGGGGGCGGAGGGGGCAUAGUCAUGGUGGGUUUGCGUUUUAG